CCACCCUGUGAGUGUGUGUGUGUGUGUGUGUUGGAUUUCUAUGGGAUUAAUGGCCACAUGACAACACUGGGCCGGCCGCCUGGUGAGUCCUUUCAUUUGGCUUCACUCGCAGAGUCCGUGUGUGUGUGUGUGUGUGUGAGCUGUCCAACAGUUUACAGAGAGCUGGAGGCAUCCAAAACUUCAUUCCCGCGGAUCUGUAAAUGAAGUCUAUGCUGGAGAGACCGGGAGCUCGCUUGUGAUGGAGCGGGACGUCACCAGUUUAUCAGGAGAGGACUAUUUUGAGGGGAAGCUGUGCUCAGACGCAGAAUCCCUGAGUCAAGGGGACAAAGACUAUGAUGACAUCUUGGAGCUCAAUCAGUUUGACGGACUGCCGUACUCCUCUAGGUUUUACAAACUGCUGAAGGAAAGAAAAGAGCUGCCAGUGUGGAAGGCAAAAUCUGAAUUCAUGGACACUCUGGCCAAGGGACGGUUUGUCGUUGUCAGUGGAUCCGCUAAAAGUGGGAGAAGCUCUCAAAUUCCCCAGUGGUGUGCCGAGUUCUGCCUGUCAGCCCGGUUCCAGCACGGCAUGGUGGUGUGCACCCAGGUCGACACGCAGCAGGCCGUAGAUCUGGCCUUGAGGGUGGCGGAUGAGAUGGACGUCAACAUUGGUCACGAAGUGGGCUACAGCAUCCCUUUGGAAACGUGCUGCACCAACGACUCCGUCCUCAGGUACUGCACUGAUGACAUGCUGCUGAGAGAGAUGAUGUCGGACCCUUUGCUGGAGCACUACGGCGUGGUGGUCGUGGACCAGGCCCACCAGAGGACCGUGGCCACCGACGUGCUGCAGGGCCUGCUGAAGGACGUCGCCCUGCAGAGGCCGGAGCUCCGCGUGGUCCUCCUCACCUCGGACGAGCCCGGCCCCAAGCAGCUGGCCCACUUCACCGGGUCGGCCGCGCCUCUGAUCCGCCUGGAGAGCCCCGGGGCAGGGGAGGUGGUGUACAGCAGCACAGGUGACGGCUACUUCUGCUCCGCUCUGCGUCUGGUGCUGGAGAUCCACCGGUGUGAGGGGGAGGGAGAUGUGGUGGUGUUUCUGGUGACGGCACAGGAGAUAGAUCUGGCUCAUGACAUCCUGAGCCAUGAGGGGCAAAGCUCACCCCCUGACCUGGGUGAGCUCCUGCCUGUUGCUGUGCACCCCGGUCAGCCUGGGAAUCUGCCACUCGAGGGGGAGGAGGAGACAGGUCGCACCCGCAGAGUCUUCCUCACAUCCAGCCCGAACGAGGACUUCUUCUGGGCUGUUAGCUCCAUAAGAUUUGUCAUUGAUGCCGGGCUUGAGAAACGAUUUGUUUAUAACCCCAGGAUCAGAACAAACUCGGUCAUCACUCAGCCAAUCAGCACGGGUCAGGCCGAGAGCCGCAAACAGCUCGCGGGUCCAACAGGCAAGUGUUUCUGUCUGUACCCAGAGGACAGACAGCUUCCUGCGGAGGCACGACCACAUAUCAUGGAGUCUGACAUCACCUCCACUGUGCUCUUCCUCAAGAGGAUGGAGAUCGCUGGGCUGGGCCACUGCGACUUCAUCGACAGGCCGGAUCCUGGAGGCCUGAUGCAGGCUUUGGAGGAGCUGGACUACCUGGCAGCUCUGGACAAUGAUGGCAACCUGUCUGAGAUGGGCAUCAUCAUGUCCGAGUUCCCCUUGAAGCCCCAAAUGGCCAAGACUCUGCUCGCCUCCUGUGAGUUUGACUGUGUCCGCGAGGUGGUCAUCAUCGCUGCUAUGCUAGCAGCACCUUCUUGCUUCGUGGUUCCCUCCGCGGAUCUGAAGCCAGAAGCGAACCAGUGCCACUUGAAGUUCCAGCACCCGGAGGGAGACCACUUCACGCUCAUCAAUAUCUUCAAGGCCUUUAAAAGGUCUCAGCAGGAUCCACACUGUAGCGUUGAGAAGUGGUGUCAGGAUUCCUUCCUGAACCACACAUCUCUGUUGAUGGCUGACGCUCUUCGCGUGGAGCUCAUCGACACUCUGAAGAGGAUCGAGCUGCCCGUCUCGCUGCCGGCGUUCGGUUCCCGAAGAAACACCUUCAAUGUGAAGAGAGCCCUGCUGGCAGGUUUCUUCAUGCAGGUGGCGCGGGAUGUCGAUGGAUCAGGGAACUACUUCAUUAUGACCCAUAAGCACGUAGCCCAGAUUCAUCCUCUGUCUGGAUACGGAGCCAAGAACCCCAAGCUGGGCCUGCCUGACUGGGUGCUGUUCCAUGAGCACUCCUUCUCCGAGGACAACUGCCUCCGCACCGCCACCCACAUUACACCUGAGGAGUUCAUUCAAAUGGCACCGCAGUAUUUCUUCUACAACCUGCCGCCCAGCGAGAGCAAAGACAUCCUGCAGAACAUUUUGAACCAUUCUCAUUACCAAGAGGAGACACCUUCACCCUCCCAGGAGACACCGCAAGAGGACCGGACCAGUGACCGCUGUGUUGUACAGUGACGGACCGAACCACUGCUCCCAGGGGUGGUGAUGAAAGAACCUGUAUUACCAGUAACCAGUUAUUGCACUACACCGAAUAGAAUCACAUUGCCUGGGUAGUUGUUGAGUCAAUCGUAUACUUUCAUUAGAUCUUUUUUGUAGUUUCAUCUUUGCACCGCCGUUUUGUCACAAUAUCAUGUUAUAUAUAUUUUUCUUUGCCAGUUACACAAAGUUCUUAUGUUGCUUUCUUUAGCAUCUGUUUAUAUGUUUGUAUUUAAAUCAUAUUCAACAGAACAAUCUCUUAACAGAAUUUCUAAUAAUAAUUUUCUCAUACUUAAAAUGUUAAACUUAUUAUUUAUUGUACUCCGAUGUGGUUUCCAUUUGAGUUAUUCUGUUGCUCCACAUCUUCCCCUCAGUCACUGUCCAUUGGUCAGUCACCCUCAGCAGUGGUCCAGCCUGAUUAAUGAGGUUCAGGGACAGUUUGCGUCCCCCUGCAGCUCCAUCUGGUGUCGAUACAGCUCGGUAACUGCAGGGUGACCCAGUUCACUGACACUGUAUUAAAAACAUCAUGUCCUCUCCUCUGUGCAGCAGGAGCCGCUGCCAGGACCCACUUAAAAUCAUCACUCUGAAAAGCUUUUUUCAAGGCAAAGCAGCUGUGCACAGUACGUGUUGACAUUGUUUAAAUAUCCGGAUAAAUAAACUGAAAUAACGGCCCAGCGAGUUAGAUUGCACUUUGUUUGUUAUCCAAAAAUCUGAAUAAAACUCCUCCACUGAAGCUUGAUCUGAUGUGUCGUAUUAGCCCGAGAGCACAUUAGUAUUCUGUGAUGCUUCUGAAGAAACAUUUAGAAACUAUGUUAAGAUCUGUGUUAACAUCCAGCUUGACAGAUCCAAUCACAAGUGGACAGCUCUACGCUAUUGUGUUAUGUCAGUCAGGACCACUUCACUCUGUUCUGGGGCCUCCCUGCUCUUCCAGGUACAUACGUGGAAAAGCCUACGCACCUCUCCGUCCUUCCAAAGCUUAAGGCAGGGAGAGCAGCAGCUUUUACUUUAAAAGUAAAAUUAAAAUGUGCCCUGAAUGCGUCUCCUGUGACCACUUCCCUGCUCUUUAUACAAAUAAACACACUCGUCAUUUCUGUU
Molecule: messenger RNA, 3565 nt
Organism: Hippoglossus stenolepis (Pacific halibut)
Lineage: Eukaryota; Metazoa; Chordata; Actinopteri; Pleuronectiformes; Pleuronectidae
Gene: dhx32b
Product: DEAH (Asp-Glu-Ala-His) box polypeptide 32b
Exons: 11
Coding region: 239-2449 (736 amino acids)
Cellular component (GO): intracellular anatomical structure; spliceosomal complex
Molecular function (GO): RNA binding
Source: RefSeq, a predicted model, not a curated record